UUUUUUGCUUUUGUUUUUUUUGUUAAAUGAUAUUUUUAGAACAUGCCGCUGGCCGCAAAUGAGCCCUGGUCCGCACUGUGGACACCCGUGCUCUAACGUUAUCCUGUUUACAUCAUAUUGAAUGUAUCCUGUUUACAUCGUAUAUGUACACCGCUUUUGGUCUAACCAGGUUUUUGGUGCAUUUUGCCACUUUUGACAGUGGAAACGAAAAAAAAAAAAAAAAUCUUGGUCUGCUUGGGGAAAAAAAGGCUUUAGUGCUCCAGUCCCAUUUUCUUGCCUAAAUGGUUUGUUCCUCUCGGCGCAUUGGCCACUUGCCUCCACCCCACCGGUGUCAGGGGGGGAUCAGCUGCACCAGUCCCUGCAAGUCACACACACACACGCACACGCACGCACGCACGCACGCACGCACAGUGGACCGGCUGGCAAACAAAGCCACUGGCACUGCCAUGUCUCCGCUCUUAGCCUCUCCCCCUCUCGCGCCGCCGUGAGGGGAAGGCAUGACACCACCGUCGCUGCCGCCCCUCGUCAGAAAAGGCAUCCGCUUUCUGGGACGCGACGCCUUUGGAGGAAGAUAAUAUACAUCCUCCGCUCCUGAGUCGAGAUGCUGGCUGGGCACAGUGAGAACAGCAGGGCCACGUUUGCCCUCAGCAAGCCGCUGAAGAUGAACAUGAUGAAGAGGAUCAUGGGGCGUCCGCGGCAGGAGGAGUGCAGCCCGCAGGACAACGCCCUGGGCCUGAUGCACCUGCGCCGCCUCUUCUCCGAGCUGUGCCACCCUCCUCGCCACAUGACCCAGAAGGAGCAGGAGGAGAAGCUGUACAUGAUGCUGCCCGUCUUCUACCGGGUGUUCGGGAACGCUCCGCCCGGCAGCAUGACAGAGAAGUUCUCCGACCUGCUUCAGUUCACCACCCAGGUGUCACGCCUCAUGGUGACCGAGAUCAGGAGGAGAGCCUCCAACAAGUCCACCGAGGCGGCCAGUCGAGCCAUCGUUCACUUCCUGGAGGUCAACCAGAGUGAGGAGGCCAGUCGAGGCUGGAUGCUCCUCACCACCAUCAACUUGCUGGCCUCCUCGGGACAGAAAACGGUGGACUGCAUGACGACCAUGUCGGUGCCCUCCACGCUGGUCAAAUGCCUCUACCUCUUCUUCGACCUCCCCCACAUGGCCGAGGCCCCCGUCGGACCUGCCCCGUCCCCGCCGCCUCCACCCCCGCCGCCCCCCUCUCAGGAGAAGACACCGGGCCCGGGCAACGCCCCCACAGAGCUGCCCCUGGCCGACCGCAGAGCGCUGCUCCAGAAGGUGUUCGUCCAGAUCCUCGUCAAGCUGUGCACCUUCGUGUCGCCGGCCGAGGAGCUGGCCCAGAAGGACGACCUCCACCUGCUGUUCAGUGCCAUCACUUCCUGGUGCCCCCCCCACAACCUGCCCUGGAGGAGGAGCGCCGGCGAGGUCCUCACCACCAUCUCCCGACACGGCCUCAGCGUCAACGUGGUCAAAUACAUACACGAGAAAAAAUGCCUGGCCACGUGCGUGCAGAACAUGCAGCAGUCUGACGACCUUUCCCCUCUGGAGAUCGUGGAGAUGUUCGCCGGCCUCUCCUGCUUCCUCAAGGACUCCAGCGACGUGUCGCAGACGCUGCUGGACGAUUUCCGAAUGUGCCAAGGCUACAACUUCCUGUGCAAUCUCAUGCUGAGGCUGGAGCAGGCCAAGGAGGACGAAUCCAGAGACGCCCUGAAGGACCUGGUCAACCUGGUCACGUGUCUGACCACGUACGGCGUGACGGAGCUCAAACCGGCCGGACUGACCACCGGUGCCCCCUUUCUGCUGCCCGGCUUCGUUCUCCCGCAGCCUUCUGGCAAAGGCCACACAGUCCGCAACAUCCAGGCCUUCUCGGUGCUGCAGAACGCCUUCCUGCAGGCAAAGACCAGCCGUCUGGCCUGCAUGCUGCUGGACGCCAUAGGCAACAUCUACGGCGCCGAGCCAGCCAACUACUUCAUCCUGGAGUCCCAGCACACGCUGUCGCAGUUUGCUGAGCGGGUGGCCAAGCUCCCUGAGGCCCAGGCCAAGUACUUUGAGCUGCUCGAGUUUGUGGUCUUCAGCCUCAACUAUGUGCCGUGCAAGGAGUUGUUCAGCGUCAGCGUGCUACUCAAGGCCAGCACCUCGCACAUCUGCAGCAUCACGGCCGUGCGCACGCUGCUCAAGCUGGCGCGCCAUGACCUGGUGUUCAGCGACGUGCUGAGGGAGGUGGGCCUGUUGGAGGUGCUGGUCAACCUUUUGCACAAGUACGCCGCCUUGCUCAAGGACCCGGCCUCGCAGCAGCAGCAGCAGCCGCCGCACGACAACGACCAGGCUGAGUGUAAAAACAACAGCGUGGCCGAGGAGCAGAAGCAGCUGGCCUGGCUGGUCAUGGAGACUCUGACGGUGCUCCUGCAGGGCUCACACACCAUGAACACCAAUGCAGCGCUGUUCAGGGAGUUCGGCGGCGCCCGCUGCGUGCACAACAUCGUCAAGUACCGCCAGUGUCGGGAGCACGCCCUGCUCAUCAUCCAGCAGCUGGUCCUCUCGCCCAGCGGGGACGAUGACAUGGGCACCCUGCUGGGCCUCAUGCACUCGGCGCCGCCCCGCGAGCUCCAGCUCAAGACGGACAUACUGCGGGCUCUGCUGGCCGUGCUUCGCGAGAGCCACCGCACGCGCACCGUCUUCCGCAAGGUGGGCGGCUUCGUCUACGUCACCUCGCUGCUGGUGGCCAUGGAGCGCUCGCUGUGCCAGCCGCCGCGGCUCGGCUGGGAGCGCGUCAACCAGAACCAGGUCUUCGAGCUGCUGCACACCGUCUUCUGCACACUCACGGCCGCCAUGCGCUACGAACCCGCCAACUCCCACUUCUUCCGAACGGAGAUCCAGUACGAGAAGCUGGCCGACGCCGUGAGGCUCCUGGGCUGCUUCUCCGACGUCAAGAAGCUUGGCCCGACAGGCGUCUUCCCGUCCAACUCAGAGCCCUUCCAGAGGCUGCUGGAAGAGGAAGCCGCUCCCGGAGGAGAGAGCGUGUGUCCGACCCUUAAACACUGCAGCAAGCUCUUCAUCUACAUGUACAAGAUGGCCACUGACUCCUUCGACAGUCGUGCGGAGCAGGUUCCUCCCUGCCUGACUCACGAGACCUCGCUUCCCUCGCCGUGGGGCACCCCCGCCCUCGCCAGAAAGAGACACGGCUACCACGGUUCAUCGGGCCCGCCGGCACCAAUCAAGCUGCUGAGUGACCUGAAGCUGCACGUGGCCGCCCCCUCCUCGUCUUCCAGCGAGAUGGUGGUCAUCCACCCGGGGGCCGUCCUUGCCAUUCUAGACCUACUGCCGUCCGUCUGCUCCGACAGCCAGCCUGAGCACGCCCUCGACCUGCAGCUGGCGGUGGCCAACAUCCUGCAGCUCCUGGUCAACAACGAGAGGAACCAGCAGGUCCUGUGCGAGGCGUUCCUCCAUCAGCGGCUGCUGCAGCGCUGCAGCCAGGCGCUGGGCGACGAAGACCACCCGCUGCACCCCCCACUGCAGCGCAUGUUCGAGAGGCUGGCCUCGCAGGCGCUGCAGCCGAUGGCGCUCAGGGAGUUUCUGCGGCUGGGAAACCCGCUGAACUGCGGCGCGUGGGACAAGAAGCUGCUGAAGCAGUACCGUGUGCACAAGCCCAGCUCGCUCAGCUACGACGCCGAGAUGAGAAACAGCAUGACCACGUCCAUGGAGGGCUUCGGGGCCGACAGCGUAUUCGCCACACCGGCCGAGGACAACGGGCAGUACCGCAUCAGCCGCAGCCUGGUGCGCUCGGCCGAGGGCAGCACGGUGCCUCUCACCCGCGUCAAGUGCCUGGUGUCCAUGACCACGCCCCACGACAUCCGCCUGCACGGCUCUGCCGACACGCCCGCCUUUGUGGAGUUUGACGCCUCGCUGGAGGGCUUCGGGUGUUUGUUCCUACCCAGUCUGGCGCCCCACAACGCCCCCACCAACAACGCUAACACCUCAGGGAUCAGCGACGGGGCGGUGCUGAGCGGGAUGGGUGCAGGGGAGCGCCUGUUCCCCCCUCCCUCUGGCCUCAGCUACUCCACUUGGUUCUGCGUGGAGCGCUUCAGCGCGGCGCCUCAGGCCCACCCGGUACGCCUGCUGACGGUGGUGCGUCGGGCCAACUCCUCGGAGCAGCACUACGUGUGCUUGGCCGUGGUGCUGUCGGCCAAGGACCGCUCGCUCACCGUCUCCACCAAGGAGGAGCUGCUGCAGACGUACUCAGCGGACGAGUCGAGCGAGGAAGCGUCCUUCUAUGAGAUCCUGCCCUGCUGCGCUCGUUUCCGCUGCAGCGAGCUCAUUGUGGAGGGUCAGUGGCACCACCUGGUGUUGGUGAUGAGCAAGGGCAUGCUGAAGAACAGCAUGGCCACCCUCUACCUGGACGGACAGCUCAUCAACACCGUCAAGCUUCACUACGUCCACAGCGUCCCGGGGGGCUCCGGCUCCGCCAACCCGCCCGUGGUCAGCACUGUGUACGGCUACGUGGGCACGCCGCCGGCUCAGCGCCAGCUCUCAAGCCUGGUGUGGCGCCUGGGACCCAGCCACUUCCUGGAGGAGGUCCUGCCCGCCGCCAACGUCACCGCCAUCUUCGAACUGGGGCCGACCAACGUGGGGAGCCUGCAGGCUGUCUACCCCCCCUGUAAGGACUCAAAGACGGAGAUGGCGCCAGCCGCCCCGGUGGCCCUGGUACCGGAGGAGAAAGUGUCGUUCAGCCUCUACGCCGUCUCCGUCUCCACUCUGACGGUGGCCAAGAUCAGGAAAGUCUACAACAAACUGGACAGCAAGGCCAUCGCCAAGCAGCUCGCCGUGUCUUCUCAUGAAAACGCCACGCCGGUCAAGCUGAUCCAUAACGCUGCCGGCCACCUCAACGGACCGGCCCGCACCAUCGGGGCCGCCGUCAUCGGCUAUUUAGGCGUGCGAGCCUUCUGCCCCAAGCCCGUCGCCACCAACCUGCAGUAUGUGGGCGGGGCGGCGGCCAUCUUGGGCCUGGUGGCCAUGGCGUCGGACGUGGAGGGUCUGUACGCGGCGGUCAAAGCGCUGGUGUGCGUGGUGAAGAGCAACCCGCUGGCCAGCAAGGAGAUGGAGCGCAUCAAGGGAUACCAGCUCUUGGCCAUGCUGCUGAAGAAGAAGCGCUCGCUGCUCAACAGCCACAUCCUCCAUCUCACCUUCUCCUUGGUGGGCACGGUGGACAGCGGCCACGAGACCUCCAUCAUCCCAAACUGCACCGCCUUCCAAGACCUGCUCUGCGACUUUGAGGUUUGGCUCCACGCACCCUACGAGCUCCACCUGUCUCUCUUUGAGCAUUUCAUCGAGCUGCUGACAGAAUCCAGGCAAGUCUCUUCUUCUUCUUCUUCUUCUUCUUCUUUUGUUUCCUGUCGUUCUGAGCGACAAAGACGCUCACCUUCUCCCCGCCGCCCCCUCGACAGCGAGGCAGCCAAGAACGCCAAGUUGCUGCGGGACUUCCAGCUGAUUCCCAGGCUGCUGCUGACCCUGAGGGACACGUCGCUGUCGCAGCCCACCGUGGCUGCCAUCAGCAACGUUCUGAGUUUGCUGCUGCAGGGCUUCCCCAACCCCUACGACCUGCUGCGGUUCGGUCAGUUCAUCUCUUCUACUCUGCCCACCUUUGCUGUGUUUGAGAAGUUUGUGGUCAUGGAGGUCAGCAACGAGGAGAAGAUUGAUGGAGGUAACGAUGACGACUUUGGAGGCCUCCUGUCGGCCAACCUGAUUCUGCUGAGGAACCGCCUGCUGGACAACCUGCUGCGACUGCUUUUCACCACCAAGGACAAGUGCACAGUCAAUGCACAGGCGUGUGAGGAGCUGGUGCGCACGCUGGGCUUUGACUGGCUGCUGAUGUUCAUGGAGGAGCACCUCCACUCCAGCACGGUGGCGGCGGCCCUGUGGAUCCUCGUGGUCCUGCUCUCCAACCAGUCCAUCCUCAACCGCUUCAAGGAGGGCCUUUGCGGCGGCGGCUGGCUGGACCACACCGACUCUGUCCUGACCAACAAGAUCGGCACGGUGCUGGACGCCGGUGCCCACGCCGGCAGGGCUUUCCGCCGGAGUUGGCCCUCAUUCGGUACGCAGAAAGCUGCGCAGUUUGUGCGACACGCAGCCAAGGGCUUUAAUGUGGGCCGCAGCGCCGGGGGCCGCUCCACCGUACGAGAGAUCAAUCGGGACGCCUGCCACUUCCCGGGAUUCCCGGUGCUGCAGACGCUGCUGCCCAAGCACACCAACGUGCCGGAGCUCUACUUCCUGCUGAUGGCGCUCUUCCUGCAGCAGCCUGUCACCGAACUGCCAGACAGCCUGCAGGUACAUUUUGACCUUGACUCCAUCUGGACCUUCAUCUUCGGCCUCCCGGCCUCCAGCGGGACGGUGGUGGGUUCCAUCCACAGCGUGUGCACCGAGGCCGCCUUCCUGCUGCUAGCCAUGCUGCGCAGCAUGCUCAACCUGCCAUGGCAGUCAGAGGAGGAGGGGUCCUGGCUCCGGGAGUACCCGGUGACGCUCAUGCAGUUCUUUCGGUACCUUUACCACAACGUGCCCGACCUGGCGCCCAUGUGGCACAGCCCCGAGUUCCUGUGCGCUCUGGCCGCCACCGUCUUCCCCUUCAAUAUGCGACCGUACUCGGAGAUGGUCAGCGACCUGGACGACGAAGCCGGCUCGCCCAUUGAGGAGUUCAAGUCCUUCGCGGGGGACUCCGGGAUGAACCGCAGCCAGUCGGAGUACUGCAACGUGGGCUCCAAGACCUCGCUGACCAACCACCCGGCCAAGAAGUACGUCUUCGACUUCAUGAGGGUCCUCAUCAUGGACAACCUCUGCGUGACGCCGGCCAGCAAGCAGACGCCCGUCGUCGACCUGCUGCUGGAGGCGUCUCCGGAGCGCUCCACCAGAACUCAGCAGAAGGAGUUUCAGUCCAACAUCCUGGACGGCGUCAUGGAGCACCUGCUGGCCGCUGACGUUUUACUCUGUGAGGACUCCACGCUGCCCCUUAGCAGUGGCGGCAGCUACCAGAUUCUGGUCCACAACGUCUUCUACUUCAGUCAGCGCGUGGUGGACAAGCUGUGGCAGGGCAUGUUCAACAAGGACUCCAAGCUGGUGGUGGACUUCAUCGUGCAGCUCAUAGGACAGUCCAAGAGGCGCUCGCAGGGUCUGUCCCUGGACCCCAUCUACCACUGCCUGAACCGCACAGUGCUCUACCAGCUCUGCCGCCCCCACAAGACGGUGGCCCAGCAGGUGGCGCUGCUGGACGCCCUGCGGGUGCUCACCGUCAACCGCAACCUGGUGCUGGGGCCGGGCAACCACGACCAGGACUUUGUGGCCUGCCUGGCUCACUGCUUCAUCUGCCUGCACGCUGGGAGCAGCGUGGACGGCUUCGGCCUGGAGGCGGAGGCCAGAAUGACCACGUGGCACGUCAUGAUGUCCCCGGAAAACGAGAACGACACGGCCAACAACCACGACGUCAGCGAGGGGCGACAGCUGCUGUUGAAGGCGGUGAACCGCGUGUGGACCGAGCUGAUGCACAGCAAGCGUCAGAUGCUGGAGGACAUCUUCAAGGUGUCUCUGCCCUGCAACGACAGAGGACACGUGGACAUCGUCACGGCCCGGCCCGCCCUGGAGGAGCCCGCCCUCAAGAGCUGGCAGAACCACCUGGUUCACGAGAAGAAGUGCAUCAGCCGUGGCGAGGCGGUUGCACCGGCGACCCAGUCCAAGCUGUCCCGAGUGAGCAGCGGCUUCGCCCUGUCCAAGCUGACGGGCGUGCGGCGGAACAAGAAGGAGAACAGCCUGAACAAGAACAGCCUCUCCGCGCAGGAGGCUUUCCAGUGGAUGUUCACGCACAUCGCCGUGGUCCGAGACCUGGUGGCCAUGCAGUACAAAGAACAUCAAGAGCGGCAGCAGAACGCCCUCAAGUACGUGACGGAGGAGUGGGCGUCCAUCGAGUAUGAGCUGCUGCGCGAGCGAGGCCUCUGGGGGCCCCCCAUCGGCUCCCACUUGGACAAGUUUGUGCUGGAGAUGACGGAGGGCCCGUGUCGCAUGAGGAAGAAGAUGGUGCGCAACGACAUGUUCUACAUCCACUACCCGUACAUCCCCGAGACGGAGAACAACGCCAACUCGGCACAGAAGCCCGUACGCUACCGCCGAGCCAUCAGCUACGACAGCAAGGAGUACUACAUGCGCCUGCUGUCAGGGAACCCUGGCAUGUACCAGCACUCGGUGGAGCACAGCACAGAGGGCGAGACCACGCAGCACGAGCCUGAGCACGGCGAGGACACCAUCGCCAGGGUCAAAGGCCUCGUCAAGGCUCCCCUCAAGAGGUCUCGCUCUACGGCGGACGGCGGCGACGAGGACAGUCAGGAUCAGAUCCAGGAGCAGCUGCUGGAGUCGGGCGGGCCCGACGAGGAGCAGCGGACCGACAACACGUCUCUGCUGCGCCUCCUGGAGGAGGGUGAGAAGAUCCAGCACAUGUACCGCUGUGCCCGCGUGCAGGGUCUGGACACCAGCGAGGGUCUGCUGCUGUUCGGCAAGGAGCACUUCUACGUCAUCGACGGCUUCACCAUGACCGUGUCCAGGGAGAUCAGGGACAUCGACACCCUGCCUCCCAAUUUGCACGAGGCCAUCAUCCCCCGAGGAGCAAGACAGGGUCAAAGUCAGCUGAAACGCACGUGCAGCAUCUUCGCCUACGAGGACAUCAAGGAAGUGCACAAGCGACGCUACCUGCUGCAGCCAAUGGCGGUGGAGGUGUUCUCAGCAGAUGGGAGGAACUACUUGCUGGCUUUCCAGAAAGGAGUCCGCAACAAAGUCUACCAAAGGUUCCUAGCGGUGGUGCCGUCACUGGCAGACAGUUCCGAGUCGGUGUCAGGACAGAGGCCCAACACCAGCGUGGAACAAGGGUCGGGCCUCCUCAGCACCCUGGUGGGUGAGAAGUCUGUGACUCAGAGGUGGGAGCGGGGGGAGAUCAGUAACUUCCAGUACCUGAUGCAUCUCAACACUCUGGCGGGACGCUCCUACAAUGACCUGAUGCAGUACCCCGUCUUCCCCUGGAUCCUGGCCGACUUCGACUCUGAGGAGCUCGACCUGAACAACCCCAAGACCUUCCGGAACCUGGCCAAGCCGAUGGGAGCUCAGACGGACGACAGACUGACCCAGUACAAGAAGCGCUACAAGGACUGGGAGGACCCCAAUGGUGAGACUCCGGCCUACCACUACGGCACACACUACUCCUCCGCCAUGAUCGUGGCCUCCUACCUGGUGCGCAUGGAGCCCUUCACCCAGAUCUUCCUCAGACUCCAGGGAGGACAUUUCGACCUGGCCGACAGGAUGUUCCACAGCGUGCGCGAAGCCUGGCUCUCCGCCUCCAAGCACAACAUGGCCGAUGUCAAGGAGCUCAUCCCGGAGUUCUUCUACCUGCCCGAGUUCCUGCUCAACUCCAACAACUUUGACCUGGGCGCCAAGCAGAACGGCACCAAGCUGGGCGACGUCAUCCUGCCUCCUUGGGCCAAGGGCGACCCGCGGGAGUUCAUCCGGGUCCACAGAGAGGCGCUGGAGUGCGACUACGUGUCGGCUCACCUCCACGAGUGGAUCGACCUGAUUUUCGGCUACAAGCAGCAGGGGCCACCCGCCGUGGAGGCAGUCAACGUCUUCCACCACCUGUUCUACGAGGGCCAGGUGGACAUCUACAACAUCAAUGACCCGCUCAAGGAGACGGCCACCAUCGGCUUCAUCAACAACUUUGGACAGAUCCCCAAGCAGCUGUUCAAGAAGCCCCACCCUCCGAAACGAGUACGCGGUAAAGCCAAUGGAGAAACAGCCAAUGUUCCGCCGAGCUCAACCAGCGACAAGAUCUUCUUUUACCACCUCGACAAUCUCAGACCCUCCCUUGCACCUGUCAAAGAGCUGAAGGAGCCCGUGGGCCAAAUCGUGUGCACGGACAAAGGCAUCCUCGCCGUGGAGCAAAACAAAGUGUUGGUGCCGCCCACGUGGAACAAGGCCUUCGCGUGGGGCUACGCCGACCUCAGCUGCCGCCUGGCCAACUAUGAGUCUGAUAAGGCAUUGGUGGUCUACGAGUGUCUCUCCGAGUGGGGUCAGAUCCUCUGCGCCAUCUGCCCCAACCCCAAGCUGGUCAUCACGGGCGGGACCAGCACCGCCAUCUGCGUUUGGGAGAUGGGAACGUCCAAAGAGCGGGCCAAGUCGCUCGCGCUCAAACAGGCGCUGCUCGGUCACACGGACGCCGUCACGUGUCUGACUGCGUCGUCGGCGUACCACAUCGUGGUGAGCGGAUCACGAGACAGAACGUGCAUCGUGUGGGACCUCAACAAGCUGUCCUUCGUCACGCAGCUCAGAGGCCACCGGGCGCCCGUCUCUGCUCUGUGCAUUAACGAGCUGACGGGUGAUAUUGUGUCGUGCGCGGGCACCUACAUCCAUGUGUGGAGCAUCAACGGCAGCCCCAUCGCCAGCGCCAACACCUUCACGGGCCGCAGCCAGCAGAUUGCGUGCUGCUGCGUCUCUGAGAUGAACGAGUGGGACACGCAGAACGUCAUCAUCACGGGACACUCGGACGGCGUUGUCAGGUUCUGGAGGAUGGAGUUCCUCCAAGUACCAGAGACCCCCGCUCCGGAACCCGUGGAGCCCGACGUUCCCGACUGUUGCGGCGAAGAGAAGCUCGAGGGCGGCGACAGACACAACGGCACCGGGAGCGCCGCCAACGGUGACGACGACAGCAGCGAGUCGGAUGGAGACGAAGCCAGUCUAAGUCAGGAGCACAAGACCCCACGCAACCCGUCUAGUGGUGGAGGAAGUCAGCCUGGCAGCACCGUGCACCGACCCCGAGGCCCGUCAGCGCGAGCGGGGGCGUCGUGGUCGAUGGACAGUGGCUCGGAUGAUUCUCACCGCUGGUCAGAUAGCCUCAGCAUCGACGAGAAGGACGGCUUCGUCUUUGUCAACUACUCGGAAGGACAACAAAGCAAAGGCCCGCCGCACCCCCAUGCGGCCCAUCACGGCCCCCCCAACGUCGUCACUCAGCUCCUGCACCCCCCCGCCGUGGAGUCGCGCACGUACAACCAGCUGAGGGCAGGCUACAGGUGGGAGCGUCAGCUGGUCUUCCGCAGCAAACUCACCAUGCACACCGCCUUCGAUCGCAAGGACAACGCUCAGCCCGCCGAAAUCACUUCACUCGCCAUCUCCAAGGACCACAGCAAGAUCCUGGUGGGCGACGGACGGGGGCGCGUCUUCAGCUGGUCGGUCAGUGACCAGCCCGGUCGCUCGGCGGCCGACCACUGGGUGAAGGACGAGGUGGUGGACAGCUGCUCCGGAUGCACCGUCCGCUUCUCUCUCACCGAGCGACGCCACCACUGCCGGAACUGUGGACAGCUCUUCUGCCAGAAGUGCAGCCGCUUCCAGUCGGAGAUCAAGAGGCUGAAGAUCUCGUCCCCGGUGCGCGUUUGUCAGAACUGUUACUACAACCUGCAACACGAGCGCGGCGACGACAAGAACUGACGAGCCCCCCCCUACCCACCUACCCUCAACCCCGCCCCCCCCCAACCUCAACCCCGGCCCAUGCAUCCUUGUCAUCAUCAUCCUCACGUGAGCGCUCCCCAACAAACUUGUGGAUAUUGUACAUAUGAGGAGAGACCUUUUUAACUUAAGCAGCAGAGAGAAAUGUAAGAUAGCGUCGUAACAACCACACACCACAGGAGGGCGCCACUGUGGAAAUGAAUGUCACUACUUCAUGUCACUCCUUAUGCAAAACCUGCUUCACUUUGCCCUCCUUUUUUUUUUUUUUUUUUGCCAAAUCAGCAAAAUGAUUUUGUUCUCGAAGACCUAAGUUGCUGCUUCCUGAAGACUGGACAUGAAAUCCUUUCAGGUUUUUUAUAUAUAUAUUAAAAAAAAAUCAUAUCUCUAUCUUUAUCUGCAGAUGUUUAACAAAGUGCACGUCAUGUAUCGUCCGUUGUAGCCGCGCCAUUUAGUUACUGUACAGAUUUUUCUACCAAAAGGGACUCUUGUGUAUUGUAGUUUUUGUUUUUAAUAUUUUGGAUUGUUGACUCCGCCCAGCGGCAGUAUCGCACGCCAUUCGUCCCCCCGCACGCCGGAGAGACAAAAGUGUACAUAAACGGAGAUGAAACACGUUCCAGAUGCUUGUUUGUGGUUUUGAUGUUGACCGGACGCUUUUCCGAAGCUUCUUUUGUGCCAAAAAUUUGACUGAAAAGGCUACAAAAUAAAUAAAAACAUGACAAGGUGAAAUUGAAGGAAGAGAACGCGCCACGUGUUAUUCUGGCGUCACCAUUAGAGGGAGGCAAAUCUCUUCCCCGGACCUCCACUUGAUGUUCGGUAUCAACACUAGCUUCUCACCCUAAUGCCACUUUUUUUUUUUGGCACAAACGGAAGCUGGUUCACACGAGGCAGCCACGUUUCCUCCAGGUGUUUGCUAAGAUCUGCCCUCUCCUCACACACGAUCGUUACGUGUAACGCCGUCGUACUGUAAGUUAGCGUGCAAUCAAACGUUCCUCAGCCGCACACGUGUUUUCGUUUUUAUAUGAAAUGCAGAGCAGAGUUUUUAACAGCAUUUGACGGCACAGACAGGAAGUGUACAAAGUAUUUAUGCAAUUUUAGUUGUUUUUUUUUUUAAAGAGGAAUACCAUGCAUGUCGGUGGCAUUACUUCCUUCUUUGCUGCUUUUGGGGAAAUGAGAAUUUCUCUGCGUCCCUCAACACUCCGGGUGGAUUUUUGUUGUUGUUGUUGUUUUCUUUCCGGAACAAACACGGACUAACGGAGAGACGAGCGAGGAAGAACAAAUGAAAAGGAUAUUUGCGCUGGCAUUAGCGGACAAUACUACAGUAUCUGGUGUGCAAUCUGUGAUAGAUGAAUGUUUCUUCUUGUAUAUUUGUGUUCACAUGCAACAAGAGAAAAAAAACAACAACAAUGUUGUAACACCUCCCCGUCCCCCUGCCGACCCAUCAUGGAAACAAGAUGUUACAAUAACGCAAUAGGUCUGGUACUUUAUCAUUUAAUUUCAAUAAAUACUUGCUGUUUACCACCAA
Dunckerocampus dactyliophorus (ringed pipefish) is the source of this 13055-nucleotide messenger RNA. RefSeq names its product WD repeat and FYVE domain containing 3 (gene wdfy3). Bases 602 to 11515 code for a protein of 3637 amino acids. Lineage: Eukaryota; Metazoa; Chordata; Actinopteri; Syngnathiformes; Syngnathidae. The record is from RefSeq and is a predicted model, not a curated record. Gene Ontology annotation, molecular function: protein binding; metal ion binding. The transcript is spliced from 67 exons.